Molecule: messenger RNA, 807 nt
Organism: Hyaloscypha bicolor E
Lineage: Eukaryota; Fungi; Ascomycota; Leotiomycetes; Helotiales; Hyaloscyphaceae
Exons: 1
Coding region: 142-663 (173 amino acids)
Source: RefSeq, a predicted model, not a curated record
CGGUUGAGUGAUUUGGGCGGUUCUACUGGCAGCUGGACGGUUUUCAACGCCGCGCGCCUUCGUAUGCAAAUGCUUCGACCAGGCUACAGCGAGUUGAGAAUAAGGGACCUAACUACCAGAUACAGGUAAUAUUAGACAGAGAUGAAUUCAAGGCAUAGCUAUUUAUUUGAUAAAGCGCGAAGAGUCAGGGAAUCAAAGAAAAAACAGGCACAUCACAUGUUCUCCCUUAUCACAUCACGUGCAAUCGAACCCCUUUACCGCUCCCCCCUCCUGCCUUCCCGACGAAAACAACCUUAUCUGCCACCGCGUAUCAACCACCAACUAAGUCCCUCUCCAAGCCCGGACCCUGGGACCCCCACAGCCCUUCACCUAGAAAACCACACGAUUAUCACACCACCAGCGCCAGCCCCUUUCCUCAUUCCCUACCGAAGAGCUGCAAGCCAGCAAAGCCUCCAGUCCUCUCCUCACCUUCCCUUUCCCGUCCCAGAAAUUCUCCGUCCACACACGCACCCGCUCAGCCCCAGAACCCUACCCCGCACCUCCAACAUUCCGCCCUCCUCUUUCUUCCCUCGCCGAGUUGUCCAGCAAGCGGCCCGCGCUGACCUUGCUCAUCCCAAGAACCCCACAAAAACGAAUAAAAGGGCGGCAAAAAGCAAAAAAUGAAGGAAUACCGAGUAGCAGAGGGGGCGCUGAAACCGAUCGGCCCGGCCUGAACGCCCCGCCCGGCUUCGGUCAGGGCCCGUGCCGCUUUUUUCGGGACCCUCUCUGCUCCGAGGGACCGGUGUGGAGGGCAAUUCGUCGAGAUCG